Seminavis robusta is the source of this 420-nucleotide messenger RNA. The record is from the annotation of a GenBank genome assembly. NCBI's taxonomy places the organism in Eukaryota, Bacillariophyta, Bacillariophyceae, Naviculales, Naviculaceae.
AUGGGAAGUACCUUCAGCCUGUGCCUUGACCCCCUACGAUAUUUUUUAAAUACCUGGGUGUUGGAAAAGCAGUAUCCACGUCUCGAAGAUUUAUGUUCUCUCUUGGCUUCGCUGACUACUACUCCCCGCACUAACAGUGGUUAUUCCAAUGAAUAUCCAAUACAUCCACCUUUCGGGAUAUCAACAAGCAGCGGUGUCUCUUUUGACAGCAGGUGGUUCGCUAUGCCCACAGGAAACUUGGAUUGUGUCAAGGGUGCAAUGAAGCGGUUGCCCAAGAAAAUGCCCGCCAGUGGUACUGCAAAGAAGUGUGAAUCGUCUGUUUUUACCAUUGCAAAGGAUACUGAAAGCGUGGUUAUGGUGCUAGAAUGUUCCGGAAAUCUUUCACAAAAAGAGAUUCACUCAGCCUUGUGGACUAACUAA